Messenger RNA from Photinus pyralis (common eastern firefly), 843 nucleotides. RefSeq lists its product as uncharacterized. Lineage: Eukaryota; Metazoa; Arthropoda; Insecta; Coleoptera; Lampyridae. Gene Ontology annotation, molecular function: DNA binding. The record is from RefSeq and is a predicted model, not a curated record. The transcript is spliced from 2 exons. Gene Ontology annotation, biological process: DNA integration; DNA recombination. The coding region runs from base 10 to 843 and encodes 277 amino acids.
AAAAAUUGGAUGAUGGGGAGAAAAGUCAAGAAAAUUGCUGAAGAGGUAAUCUUAGCAUAUUUUGCGCAUCAUUCUAAAACGCUUAAACCAUCGACGAUGUGGAGUAAAUAUUCAAUGUUACGUACCACAUUACUUAUAAACGACAACGUUGACAAUAAGUAUGCAAAAGUCAUAGCUUUGCUUAUACGUCAAGGAAAUGGGUAUAAACCAAAGAAAGAUAAAAUUUUCUGUAGGAAUGACCUAAACAGAUUACUUUCGGAGGCGCCCGAUGACUAUUACUUGCAAAUGAAGGUUGCUUUAAUUAUUGGACUUGCCGGAGCUUGCCGUUGCGAUGAGCUAAUUAAAUUGACAUUGCAUGAUAUUCAGGAUAAUGGAGACAUAUUAGUUGUGAAAAUACCCGAUAGCAAAACAAAAAUGCAAAUAACAUUUGUAAUCACUAACGAAACCAUUAAUGGAACAAGUGUACAUGGAAUUUAUAGAAAAUAUGUUUCAUUACGCUCUGCUAAAACUGAACAUACAAGAUUUUUUGUUAAUUACAUAAAAGGGAAGUGCACUAUCCAAGUCAUAGGGAAAAAUACAAUUGCCAAAAUACCAUAUAAAAUUGCAAAGUACCUCGAGCUACCAGAUGCAGAAGGUUACACUGGGCAUAGUUUUCGGCGCACCUCCGCGUCUUUGUUGGUUGAUGCUGGAGGAGAUUUAUUGAGUUUAAAGAGACACGGAGGAUGGCGCUCUACCGACGUAGCCGAGGGCUAUUUAGGAGAAUCAAUCGUAAAAAAAGUAAAGUUUCUAACCAAAUUACAUGCGGAAUGCUCUCCUCAAAAGUUUCUGGAGAACAUCAAAUGA